AUGUCUGCCGCUGCUGCACCCGGCGCUGUUGACCAGCUUGCCGCCGACCUCGGCAACACCUCUCUUAACGGUGGUGAUGCUAAACCUACUGCCAUCAAUACCAAUGUCGCCCCUGACGCCCAGGGCGAUGAGGGUGAUGCCGCUGGUGCCACGCCCAGCUCUGCUCAGACCCCUCAUCCUGCCGCUUCCGCCUCUCUCUACGUUGGCGAACUUGACCCCUCUGUCACUGAGGCUAUGCUUUUCGAGUUGUUCUCUCAGAUAGGUUCUGUUGCCUCGAUUCGUGUUUGCCGCGAUGCAGUUACUCGCCGCUCCCUCGGCUAUGCCUACGUCAAUUACAACACAACCGCGGAUGGCGAACGCGCCCUCGAGGAGUUGAACUACACCCAGAUCAAGGGUCGCCCUUGCCGCAUUAUGUGGUCUCAACGUGACCCUAACCUGCGCAAGAGCGGACAGGGUAACAUCUUCAUCAAGAACCUCGAUGCCGCCAUCGACAACAAGGCUCUCCACGACACCUUUGCUGCUUUCGGCAACAUCCUCAGUUGCAAAGUCGCUCAGGAUGAGCAGGGCAACUCUAAGGGAUACGGUUUCGUGCAUUACGAGACUGACGAAGCCGCUGCCCAGGCUAUCAAGCACGUUAACGGAAUGUUGCUCAACGAGAAGAAGGUCUACGUUGGCCACCACAUUCCCAAGAAGGACCGCCAGAGCAAGUUCGAAGAGAUGAAGGCUAACUUCACCAAUGUCUACGUCAAGAACAUUCAUCCUGACGUUACCGAUGAUGAAUUCCGAGAGCUGUUCGAGAAGUACGGCGAUGUAACCUCGUCCUCCUUGGCCCGCGACCAAGAGGGCAAGUCCCGUGGUUUCGGCUUUGUGAACUUUACCACCCAUGAAAGCGCUGCUAAGGCGGUCGAGGAGUUGAACAACAAUGAUUUCCAUGGACAGGAUCUUUACGUCGGUCGCGCCCAGAAGAAACACGAACGUGAGGAGGAGCUGCGCAAAUCCUACGAAGCCGCCCGCCAGGAGAAGGCCAACAAGUAUCAAGGUGUCAACCUUUAUAUUAAGAACCUAGAUGACGAAGUCGAUGACGACAAGUUGCGCCAGAUGUUUUCAGAAUUCGGCCCCAUUACCUCGGCGAAGGUGAUGCGCGACAGUAUUAGUGAGUCUGACGAUGACAACAAGGAAGGAAAGGACAAGGAGAACCAGAAGGAUUCUGGAGACGAGGAGAAGGACGAGGGCGAGAAGAAGGACAAGAAGUCCGACAAGAAACUUGGGAAGAGCAAGGGCUUCGGUUUUGUGUGCUUCGCCAACCCCGACGAUGCAACAAAAGCCGUGGGUGACAUGAACCAACGCAUGAUCAACAACAAGCCGCUGUACGUCGCGCUCGCCCAGCGAAAGGAUGUUCGUAAGAGCCAGCUUGAGGCUAGUAUCCAAGCUCGCAACCAACUCCGAAUGCAGCAAGCUGCGGCGGCGGCGGGUAUGCCUCAGCAGUUCAUACAACCUCCUGUCUUUUAUCCUCCUGGCCAGCAACCAGGCUUCCCUCCUCAGGGUGGCCGAGGUAUGCCCUUCCCUGGAAUGGGUAUGCCGGGUGCUCAGGGUGGUCGUCCUGGCCAGUUUAACCCCAACGCCUACCCAGGUCCUCAAAGUGGCCGGGGCGGUCCUAUGCCACAACUUCCUCCUAGCAUGUAUUUGCCUGGACAGUUCCCUGGUGGUGCUCCGUACGGCUCGCCUGGCAACCCGCAGUUUAUGGCUGCGAUGGCUCAGGUACAGCAGGCUACUCUCGGAGGUGGUCGAGGUGUUCCGGGUGGCCGCGGACCUAUCCAAGGAAUGCCCGCCAACUUGGGCAUGCCGGGCGGCCCGGGUGGAAUUCCCGGUUACCCCCCCAACUCGCGCCAGGGCGGCCCUGCAGGCCGCGGUGGAGUGAACCAGCGAAAUGGCCAGGGAGGACAAUUCCCUCCCCAGGGCGGACGAGGCGCUCCUAACCAGCAGGUCGGCAACACCCCCAACUUACAGCAGGAUCUGACUCCUACCUCGCUUCUGCACUCACAGCUGCAGUCUCACUCUAGCAACCCCCAGCAGCAAAAGCAGAUGCUUGGUGAACUCAUCUUCCCUAAGAUUUCGGCUAUCCAGCCCGAGCUCGCGGGCAAAAUCACGGGUAUGCUUUUGGAAAUGGACAACUCUGAGCUUGUCAACCUUAUUGAGGAUGACAGCGCACUGAGGGCCAAGGUUGAAGAGGCCAUGGCCGUCUACGAUGAGUACGUGAAGGCUCAAGUUGGUUCUGAUUCCGAUGCUGGGAAGAAAGAUGACAAGGUCGAGGAGAAGGCAUAA
Molecule: messenger RNA, 2322 nt
Organism: Annulohypoxylon truncatum
Lineage: Eukaryota; Fungi; Ascomycota; Sordariomycetes; Xylariales; Hypoxylaceae
Product: polyadenylate binding protein
Exons: 2
Coding region: 1-2322 (773 amino acids)
Cellular component (GO): ribonucleoprotein complex
Molecular function (GO): RNA binding
Source: RefSeq, a predicted model, not a curated record